Molecule: messenger RNA, 1149 nt
Organism: Phlebotomus argentipes
Lineage: Eukaryota; Metazoa; Arthropoda; Insecta; Diptera; Psychodidae
Product: gastrula zinc finger protein xFG20-1-like
Exons: 3
Coding region: 85-855 (256 amino acids)
Biological process (GO): regulation of transcription by RNA polymerase II
Cellular component (GO): chromosome
Molecular function (GO): chromatin insulator sequence binding
Source: RefSeq, a predicted model, not a curated record
CGCCAUGCGAGCAAUGAAAAGUAAAACAACAAUUCCCAUCUCAAACCGAUUGCAGAAAUAUCUGCAAUUUCGUCCCAAUCCAGGAUGGAUGUAAAGAAGAAAGACGAACAUUUGAAAAGUGUGAUUGUAAAAGAAGAGUUUUUCAUGAAUAAUGUCUCAACCACUAAUGAAAUACUGGAUUUUGCUGAUGAUGCAGAAGUGCAGUUUGAAAUAACAGAAAUCAGCGAUGUUGAAAAUCUAAUACGGAUCAACAGGAGUGAUGAGAAUAAGUGUCAAGUCUGUGGUAAAGUGUUCACAAGACGUGCCAAUCUUGAGAUGCACAUGGCCAUUCAUCCAAAACCUCAGGAAGACUUUGAUAUUGUGAUUCAUGAAACCACGCCACCAGCGAAGGAAGAGAAAUGUCCUUAUUGCGACAAGACGUUCAGGGUUGCUAUUGCCUUACGACAGCAUGUCAGGAUACACAUGAACGAAAAAUUUGAAUGCGCUCUGUGCUCAGAAAAAUUUACCCUAAAGUGUAGUUUAGCUCAACACAUCUACAAAACACAUGUCAAGAAACCCACAAAAAUUCACGAGAAGUCUUAUCCAUGCCAAUUCUGCAGCAAAACUUUUAGCCGAAGGGAUCGGCUGAAGACGCAUAUUUUUAGGCAUGUCACGAAAUUCGUGACGUGUCCACACUGCAACAUGGUAUCAGUCGGAAAGCCUGAACUUAACAGUCACAUAGAAACUGCCCAUCCAGAAGUACUUCCCAUGAUAGAUUGUGAUAUCUGUGGCAAGGCUUGCAAUGGAGUAGCAGGCCUUGAUGCACACUUGGAGGAUUGCCACAUGUCGAUGGGCUUUUCAGAUCUCCUCCGCUGAAGAAAGUUCGGGCCAAAAAUCUGAGAGAUAAAUUCACAUGUCGUCACUGUGAUAAAGGAUUCAGACUUAAGAAAUUCUACAUUUCACACCUGAAAACCCACAACGAACACUUCAGCUGCGAGAUUUGCAACGAGCAAUUCAGUCAAAAGCAAAUUCUCGCUGUUCAUAUGAAAAGUCACCAAAAAGGCCACAUUUUUUACCCUUGCAAAAUCUGCGGCGACGUCUUUAAGUCUGAGCGCAGUUUAGAAAAGCAUGAGUAUGAGCAUGAAUUCGAGGAUGAGACAAUGGAGUGCC